Messenger RNA from Lathyrus sativus (Indian pea), 288 nucleotides. NCBI's taxonomy places the organism in Eukaryota, Viridiplantae, Streptophyta, Magnoliopsida, Fabales, Fabaceae. The record is from the annotation of a GenBank genome assembly.
AUGCCUCUCGGGGCAUCUGAGAAUGAUUCGAGCCGGGUAUGCUGGGAUUCGCGAAGAGCAGCACCUUACGAUGUUCAUGACCAAUCGGAUCCUGACGUACCAGUAGGUACUAGAGGAGAUCGCUAUGAUCGUUACUGUAUCCGUAUUGAAGAGAUGCGACAAAUUCUGCGGAUAAUUUUCCAAUGUCCUAAUAAAAUGCCUAGUGGCAUGAUCAAAGCUGAUGAUCGUAAGUUAUGUCCUCCAUCACGAUGUCGAAUGAAACUAUCCAUGGAAUCGUGCGUCGUGUGA